This is a messenger RNA of Theileria equi strain WA, 954 nucleotides long. RefSeq names its product protein kinase domain containing protein. The record is from RefSeq and is a predicted model, not a curated record. The transcript has 3 exons. The coding region runs from base 1 to 954 and encodes 317 amino acids. Gene Ontology annotation, cellular component: nucleus. NCBI's taxonomy places the organism in Eukaryota, Apicomplexa, Aconoidasida, Piroplasmida, Theileriidae. Gene Ontology annotation, biological process: protein phosphorylation; regulation of mitotic cell cycle. Gene Ontology annotation, molecular function: cyclin-dependent protein serine/threonine kinase activity; ATP binding.
AUGCAUUCUUUCACCAAGUUUUACAGGACCGUUGCCAUUAAAAAGGUGAAGAAUAUCGAAUAUAAAAAGGGAGAGACAAAUGUAAAGGAACAUCAGUUGGUAGGAGUACUUGGGAUUCACUUUACUACUCUGCGUGAAUUGAAAGUGAUGUCGGAGUUAAACCAUGAAAAUCUCAUGGGACUUAUUGCAGUCUAUGUAAAAGAAGGUUUUAUCAACAUUGUAAUGGACAUUAUGUUGUCCGAUCUCAAAAAGGUUAUAGACAGUAAAAUUCGUCUAAAUGAAGCACAUGUAAAGUGCAUAAUGAAGCAAAUUUUGACUGGGCUCUAUGUACUACACGAAUCACUCUUUGCACACCGCGAUCUCUCACCUGCAAAUAUUUUUAUAGAUGAGAAUGGAGUAUGUAAAAUCGCAGAUUUUGGCCUUUCUAGGCGUACAGUAUAUCCACCAACAUACAGAGAAUCAAAGAAUAUGAAAAUUCUAGAAGCAAAUGCAUCCAGAGAAAGGUUAACAUUCAAAGUUGUUACUCUAUGGUAUCGUUCUCCAGAGCUACUUUUAGGUGCUGAAUGCUACCAUUUCUCAUGUGACUUGUGGAGUGUUGGCUGUAUAUUCGCAGAGCUCCUCACGGGAAAACCUCUAUUUCCUGGAAGUAACGAAAUCGAUCAACUUGGAAAAAUCUAUCAUCUCAUGGGAACACCAUCUGAAACUCUCUGGCCAGGAGCGACCAAACUUCCUCUAUACACUCCAUACACGUUCUCCACCCCAAAGGAAUUGUCAACCAUAUUUCCACAUGCCAACAAGACCUCACUCGAUCUCCUAUCAAAGCUACUCGCCCUCGAUCCACACGAGAGAAUCACAGCUCAGCAGGCAUUGGAACAUGAAUACUUCAAGGAAUCACCUCUAGCAUGUAAAUCCACAGAUCUACCAUUUGACUUUAUUAAAAAAAGUGCAGACUAA